AACUCUAAAAGUACGAACUACUCACUACAACAGUGAGAAUUUACUAUUCGACCUAGUGAAAACAUGUCUCUCGCGAUGAUUAUUAUUUUAAUUGUGGCCGUUGUUAUCGUUUCACAUUUGAGCUUCAAAGUUUGGUACCGAAGGGGUGUAAAUUCCUUGCACCCGGUACCAUUCCUGGGAAACCUGACCGGUGUUUUUGUUAAUGGUGAAACCGUAUUUGAGAGCAUGGAAUAUUUUUAUAAGUCCUUGAAAGGGGAAGGGAAACAUUUUGGGACUUACUACCUUUUCGCGUACCCAACCUUUGUACCGAUCCAUUUGGAGCUUAUCAAAAGAAUGUUGAUCACCGAUUUUGAGUAUUUCACUGACCAUAUUGCGCAUUUGGACGAGAAGAACGAUCCAAUUACUAUGAAUAUAUUUAGUCUAAAGGGUGAGCGUUGGAGAAGUCUAAGGGAGCAGCUCUCACCAGCGUUCACUCCUAGCAGAAUGAGGCUGGUAUUUGAGAACUCAGCGGAAUGUGCACGAAAUUUAAGUAACUUAAUAGAGGGCAAGGGGACGAUUGCCAUCCAAGACGUCUGUGAGAGGUACACGAUUGAUUUCAUAAUUUCCUGCUGUUUCGGUAUUGAGAGCAAGCUGCUUCAGAAUGAGGAUUCGCGAUUUCGAAAGCACGCGGGAGAGUUACUCUGUGCCGGGUCGUGGAGAUCGGUUCUUUUCAUGCUCAGCCUCAUUCUUCCGCAGUUCUUUACGAUAUUUAAAACGAGGGUGUUUUCUAAACAAUGUACGGAAUUUUGGGUGAACGUCGUGAAGGAAACCGCCAAGCAGCGGGAAGGAAAUGGUAGCGCUCGCAAGGAUGUCAUGCAGACUCUGCUUCAAGUGGCCAAAGACGACGCAAUCACAGAUGGCUCUCAGCGAACCAGCGGAGGAGUCACACUUUUGAGUUUCCCGGACAUUGCCGCCCAGUGUUUCUUGAUUCUUCUGGCUGGUUUUGAGGGACCGGCCACGGGGAUCUCCUUCACUCUGAUAGAGUUAGCGCUAAACCAAGAGUACCAGGAUAAUGCUCGAAAUGAAAUCAAUUCCGUCUUGGCCACGCAUGACGGGGAGGUUAGUUACGAUGCAAUUGCAGAUAUGAAGUAUUUGGAAAAUUGUGUUUUGGAAACUUUGAGGAAAUUCCCACCGCUGUCGGUGAACACCCGCCUUUGUACAAAGGAUUAUCACAUUCCCGAAACCGACGUCGUAAUCAGAAAAGGAACGGCGGUUGUCAUUCCGGUCUACGCAGUACACAGAGAUCCAGAGUACCAUCGCGAUCCGGACAAGUACGAUCCCAGUCGUUUCAAUGAAGACAGUCGUCGCCCUCUCACCACCUUUAUGCCCUUCGGUGGUGGUCCACGCACGUGCAUCGGCGAAAAGCUCGGGAUUCUGAUGGCUAAACUUGCCUUGACAGUACUAUUGAGGAGUUUCAGAUUUCAUGUACAUCCUGAUACCCAACCACCUUUUAGAUUUGAGCCCACUUCGCUUAUUCCCAAAUGUAAGAUACCUGUAAAGCUGAUUGUUGAGAGAAUAUGAUGUAUUAUUGACUAAUCUUCUUCUUCUUGAUCAUUUCUCUCUCUCUCUCUCUCUCUCUCUCUGUUCCUGACUCUCCACGCACUCCUUUUCUACGCAUCUUUUUCAUCCAAUUCCUUUUCUCUCCAAAACACAGUGCUUCCCCUUCCUCCUUGCUCCUUGGUAUGUAAGGCGGCUUAUUGCUAUCAAACCACAAACAAUCGAAACGUUAUUGGUACUUUCAAAGCAAGCAAAAAAUAUCAUGAAGAAUAAAUGUGAAGAAUACUUCGCUAAGUUUAAAUUUAAGGCGCUAAAUUUAACUCUGCGGUGAGCGAUGUAGGAACCAACUCAGCCAGGAACACCAACAGAGGGGAUUUUGCUGUAGAUGUACGCCAUGAGCACGCCGCAGGCCGCCGGUUUUAGAGAAUAGAGUUUUCCUUUCUUGUAGCGAUACAAUAGAUUAAAAUAAACGCUUACUUGUGCUGCA
Photinus pyralis (common eastern firefly) is the source of this 2023-nucleotide messenger RNA. Its product is annotated as probable cytochrome P450 6a14. Lineage: Eukaryota; Metazoa; Arthropoda; Insecta; Coleoptera; Lampyridae. The transcript is spliced from 3 exons. The coding region runs from base 64 to 1560 and encodes 498 amino acids. The record is from RefSeq and is a predicted model, not a curated record. Gene Ontology annotation, molecular function: oxidoreductase activity, acting on paired donors, with incorporation or reduction of molecular oxygen; monooxygenase activity; heme binding.